Molecule: messenger RNA, 835 nt
Organism: Anopheles maculipalpis
Lineage: Eukaryota; Metazoa; Arthropoda; Insecta; Diptera; Culicidae
Gene: Pym
Product: partner of Y14 and mago
Exons: 2
Coding region: 3-791 (262 amino acids)
Biological process (GO): exon-exon junction complex disassembly
Cellular component (GO): cytoplasm; exon-exon junction complex
Molecular function (GO): RNA binding
Source: RefSeq, a predicted model, not a curated record
CCAUGACAACCUACUCCACCGACAGCCAGGGAAAAUUCAUUCCGGCCACCCAGCGACCGGACGGUACCUGGCGCAAGCCGCGCCGCGUGCGCGAUGGUUACGUACCGCAGGAAGAAGUGCCACUGUACGAAAGUAAAGGCAAACAGUUCGCCCAAAAGCCAGCCCUACCGCCCGGCCUGUCCCCGGAGGUGGUACAGAAGGCAAAGGAAAAGCGGGAACGUGAUCGGUUACGGCAGCUGCGCGAAGAGCAGCAGCGGAAGGAACAGCAGCAGAGCAAAAAGUUGCCACCCGGGGUGCUACCGAUCGAUGGGACUGGUGCCGUGGGUAAGAAUGUGAACGCUGCCUUACGCAGCAAAAAGACACCGGAACUGCCGGACAUACUGUUGGAACAGCAACGACCAGCAGUCAAAGCGAAGCCAACCCACCAGCAGCAGCAGCAGCACUCAAAAUCAUCACAACAAAAGCCCGCCGCCACCGUUUCGAACAGUGAUUCGGCAACCGUGGAGGAUCUGGCCAGUGCAUUAGCGUCCGGUGCACAGCUAAAGCAACAAGCACCCGCCACAGCAGGCAACUCCUCUUUGGAGGGUGCCGAUGGACAGCAGCUGGAGGUAGCGAAAAAGCUACGCAAGCUCCGGAAGAAGAUACGAGAAAUUGAAGCAAUCGAAACGAAGCUACGUUCCACCGAUGGACCCAAGCUGGACAAGGAUCAGCUCGAAAAGGUGAAACGGAAACCGGACAUACUGCAGGAGAUCGAAGAGCUUGAAGUGCAAUAUUCAGCCGGUGCCAUGUGAUGAUGAUGAGCGUUGAAUGAACUCCGCGGUGCGGAACACGCGGC